Molecule: messenger RNA, 405 nt
Organism: Telopea speciosissima
Lineage: Eukaryota; Viridiplantae; Streptophyta; Magnoliopsida; Proteales; Proteaceae
Product: 50S ribosomal protein L27, chloroplastic-like
Exons: 1
Coding region: 31-390 (119 amino acids)
Biological process (GO): translation
Cellular component (GO): ribosome
Molecular function (GO): structural constituent of ribosome
Source: RefSeq, a predicted model, not a curated record
ACAAUUUUUUUUAGCAGAGGUAGGGGCAAAAUGGCAGCUGUAGCCAGCUUCAACUUGGUUGGAGCUUUUAAAGGAUUCUCCUUGGGUUCAAGCUCGUCGUCUACUUUCUUCAAAGGUGAUUUUGGGUCUAGUAGUGCUGGUAACAGGGUCUCCCUCUCAUUUCCUGUUAAAGCUCCAUUAAUAAUUGAGUCUGCGCACAAGAAAGGAGCUGGAAGCACCAAGAAUGGUCGAGAUUCAAAAGGUCAGAGACUUGGUGUCAAAAUCUAUGGUGAUCAGGUUGCCAAGCCUGGUGCAAUUAUCAUUCGGCAGCGUGGGACCAAGGUAAGGUGUCUGGACCUCAUUUGUCCAAUUCAAUUUUUUGAAGAAGCUUUCCGAAAAUAUUGGGAAUAGAAAACAAUUUAUGGA